AUGUCUGACAAUCCAGUCCACACCGAGGGCUUGGCAAGCGAGUCCUUGGCUCUGCUGAUGCAUUUUCUAUUUGCGGUGCUGACACACACGCCUUUCAGACCUGCCUCCAUAGCCCUGAAAACUCUCCUGGAGAAAUCUCCCCAGAAGCUCGGGCUCCGGGGGCAUCUCUGGGGGCCCUCUCCGGGGGGCAUCGGGGGCAUCUCUGGGUGCAUCUCCGGGGGCAUCGGGGGCAUCUCCAAAGCAAUCGGGGCCAACUUUGGGGGCAUCUCUAGGGGCAUCGGGGGCAUCUCCGGGGACAUCUCUGGGGGAGGGGCCUCUCUAGGGGCAUCUCCGGGGGCCUCUCCGGGAGGUCUCUCCAAGGCCGUCUCUUGGGGUAUCUCCAGGGGUAUCUCCGGGGGCAUCUCUAGGGGUAGCUCCAGGGGCCUCUGCGGGGGGCAUCUCUCGGGGUAUCUCCAGGGGCAUCUCUGCCAGCGUCUCCGGGGGCAUCUCCGGGAGGCCUCUCCGGGGCCAUCUCUUGGGGAAUCUCCAGGGGGAUCUCCGGGGGCAUCUCCCGGGGCAUGCCCCAUCCCCCCGAUCCCCGGGAGCCCCGGACCGCGGGCCCUCGCCGCCGGGGGCCCGGCCCCCUCCUCCUCCGGCAGCCCCGGGGCCGCGGGCCCGAGGAGACCCCCGCCCGCGGCCCUCAGGAAGAGGGGCUACGACAUCACCCGCAACCCCCAUCUCAACAAGGGGAUGGCCUUCACCCUCGGAGAGCGGCUGCAGCUGGGGAUCCACGGCCUGCUCCCGCCCUGCUUCCUCAGCCAGGACGUCCAGCUUCUCCGCGUCAUGAGAUACUACGAGAGACAGCCCUCCGACCUGGACAAGUACAUCAUCCUCAUGACCCUCCAGGAUAGGAACGAGAAGCUCUUCUACCGGGUGCUCACGUCCGACGUGGAGAAGUUCAUGCCCAUCGUCUACACCCCCACGGUGGGCCAGGCAUGCCAGCAGUACGGACUGACCUUCCGUCGUCCACGGGGACUCUUUAUCACCAUCCAUGACAAAGGCCACAUCGCCACGAUGCUGAACUCCUGGCCCGAAGACAAUAUUAAGGCGGUGGUGGUGACGGACGGGGAGCGGAUCUUGGGCCUGGGGGACCUGGGGAGCUACGGCAUGGGCAUUCCGGUGGGAAAGCUGGCCUUGUACUCGGCCUGCGGUGGCAUCAACCCGCAGCACUGCCUCCCCGUCCUCUUGGACGUGGGCACCGACAACCAGGAGCUCCUGCGGGAUCCCCUGUACAUCGGACUGAAGCACAGGCGGGUGCGUGGGGAGCCGUACGAUCAGCUGCUCGACGAGUUCAUGCAGGCGGUCACCGACAAGUAUGGCAUCAGCUGCCUCAUCCAGUUUGAGGACUUCGCCAAUGCCAACGCCUUCCGGCUGCUGAACAAGUACCGCGACCAGUACUGCAUGUUCAACGACGACAUCCAGGGGACGGCGUCCGUCGCUGUGGCUGGCAUCCUCGCCGCGCUCAGGAUCACCCGGGACAGACUCUCCGAUCACGUCUUCGUGUUCCAGGGGGCCGGAGAGGCUGCAAUGGGUAUCGCCCACCUGCUCAUCAUGGCCUUGGAGAAAGAAGGGGUCCCGCGGGCGCAGGCCGUCCGCAAGAUCUGGAUGGUGGACUCCAGGGGCCUCAUCGUCAAGGGAAGAAGCCACCUGAACCCCGAGAAAGAGCCGUUUGCUCAGGACCACGCCCAGGUGAAGACGUUGGAGGAGGUGGUGCGGGCCGUGAAGCCCACCGCCGUCAUAGGCGUGGCCGCCGUCGCCGGAGCCUUCACGGAGCAGAUCCUGAGGGACAUGGCGUCCUUCAACGAGCGACCCCUCAUCUUCGCCCUCAGCAACCCCACCAGCAAGGCCGAGUGCACGGCCGACCAGUGCUACCGCCUGACCGAGGGCCGUGGGAUUUUCGCCAGCGGGAGCCCGUUUCCUCCGGUGACCCUCGAGGACGGACGGACGUUCGUCCCCGGGCAGGGAAACAACGCCUACGUGUUCCCGGGCGUGGCUCUGGGGGUCAUCUCCUGCGGCAUCCGCCACAUUUCCGAUGAGAUCUUCCUCCUCACGGCAGAGCACAUUGCCCAGGAGGUCUCCGAACACAAUCUGGCCGAAGGGAGACUCUACCCACCCCUCAACUCCAUCCGGGACGUGUCCCUGCGCAUCGCCGUCAAGGUGAUGGAGCACGCCUACCGCACCAACGUGGCCUCCCUCUACCCGGAGCCCCAGGACAAGGAAGCCUUCCUCCGCACCCUCCUAUACAGCCCCGCCUACGACUCCUUGGAUCUGGACAGCUACAGGUGGCCCGCGGAGGCCAUGGAGACCCAGCACGUCUGAGCCGUUCCCCCCUCCCCGGCUUCCCUUUCACGCCCCCCCCCCCGGAUAAAGGGUUAAUAAUAAUCAUUAAUCAUAAUGA
Molecule: messenger RNA, 2437 nt
Organism: Ornithorhynchus anatinus (platypus)
Lineage: Eukaryota; Metazoa; Chordata; Mammalia; Monotremata; Ornithorhynchidae
Gene: ME3
Product: malic enzyme 3
Exons: 17
Coding region: 1-2358 (785 amino acids)
Biological process (GO): pyruvate metabolic process; malate metabolic process
Cellular component (GO): mitochondrion
Molecular function (GO): malate dehydrogenase (decarboxylating) (NAD+) activity; NAD binding; malate dehydrogenase (decarboxylating) (NADP+) activity
Source: RefSeq, a predicted model, not a curated record